AUGACACUCACUAUCUUGGACGUUCCGCAAGACGUUCUCGAAAUCAUCUUUCUACAUCUUCACCCAAAAAGCUUCCUCAACUUCUGUUGUAUCACCAAACAGUUCUGGACAGAUCAAUAUCGAAAUCCAACCUACUGGCGUGUCUCGGCGUCAACCACUUUUCGCAUUCCCAUUUCACCACUAUUGCACGCAGAAGGUGAAAGAUGGUACUGGCUAUACAAGAAGCUACGGACCCAGACCAAGGCUUUCACCUGGGGUCAGGGUUCUAAUGGCGAGCUCGGUCUGCCCGUGCUUCCUCGAAGUCAUACAUCUGCACAAUUACCGGUCGUGGACACAAGGCUGAACCGUAAUUUGAUCCGUCAGGGGAAUCCAUCACGCCGGCAGCCAGUCAAUCGAACUAACGGGCCGGCAGAUGGAAUGCCAUUGUCUAACCGAAGAAAUAUCUCAUGGCCCUCAACCAUGGACAUUCCCGAAGAAGUGGGUGCUAUCGCAGAUCUGCAAUGUGGUGGAUGGUCGACCACGCUGCUCAGCUCUCAGGGUGAUCUAUAUUCAGUCGGAUUGCUCUGCGGAGAGGAGUAUGUGUCGCCUGGACAGUCUUACGACAGAUUAACCCGGCUUGACUAUCGAUCGAGAGUACCCAUCAAAAGCUUUUCAGCAGGUCGAAAGCACGUGAUUGGUCUCGACGAAGAAGGAUAUGUGUGGUCAUGGGAUCGUAUUGAGGCACCUGCUUGGCAGAUCUGCGACAAAACCCCCAUGAAGGCAUCGACCGUUGUUGGUGGGUGGAGCGUAAGUUCUGCUUACACGAAAGAAGGCAUUGAAUAUUGGCGUGUACCCAGUGGAAUUUUUGGUGAAGGCACGGAUCAAAUGAGGACGCCAUUAGGCUCGGACAGUCUAGACGCAGCGGGCCAUGAAGGCGAGUCGAGCGCUGAUGCAGGAAUGUUCGUCAAGACCACGGUCAUCCCCGGAACCGGUUUUCGCUCCCAGCAGCCGCAGUCGGAAAUAGUCCACCAACUGGGCCAGGUACUGAGCCAUAUUGUUCUGGAAGCCUACAUCGUCUUCAUCACAGACCUGGCUAAGGUGUUUGCAUGCAGGAUUGUUGAGGACAGCGAUCCGGCAGAGCUCUCGUUUGAGGUGUCAGGUUUCUCGGCGCCAGGCCGACAGCUAAAGGAUAUUCAGGGUUCCUUUCGAAACUUCGCCAUCUUUACAGCCACGGGAGAGGUCUUGUCUGGCAACCAAGAUUACCUUGACCGUCUUUACAGCUGGAGGACGGCCUCUACCGAAGCUGACCACUAUGUCAUUGGUCUAGAGGAGGCCGCAAUGGGUGAAGCACGGCUGGGAGAUAUUCCAGCAUUGCAGCACAGAGGAGUCAUCUCCAUCGCUUACGGAGAUUACCACUUCCAUGCACUUCAUUCAGAUGGGCAAAUCACUUCUUACGGCGUCGAACCUCGAUGCUGUGGUGCUUUGGGUUUGGGUGACACAAGCGGCGGUGCAAGAUUUCGCGGCGUCAAGUUCGGAGGUGGUAAUAUAUGGAACCGAGAUGCAAGGUUGCUGCCCAUUGGAUAUCGACAAGGGCGAGAGAUAUGGUUUUCGAAGUCGCAGGAGGCAUGGCUCAAACGAUUGGAGGAUCUGAUACGAACACCGGAAGCGUAUCCACUUCACCAUCCCACGUUUGCGGCUCUUGAUGGGCAAGAGGAUAAGCAGGGAGCCUACAGUGAGUGGGUAGAGCGGGAAGGACGAGCGUGGGAGGACGGUAUACAGAAUCAGGAUGGACUGCGGAGUUACUUUGCCAUUUCCGUUGCAGCGGCAGGCUGGCAUAGCGCGGCAUUGGUGUUGGAGAACACUGAAAUGGCGAAGAAGAUCGAGGAGAAGUGGUCAGACAAGGAAGGAAGAUAUAUCUGGGAGAGUCAUGGAUUCCCCAGAAUCAGCUUGCCCACAGGCUUUGAAUUUCCGGGUUCGGGAGAAUUGCAUGAAUGGAGGGGAGGUAUGCCUUCGGUCGAGGAGCUCGGCCUCGCUGAGCAGGAUGUUGACACAGCUUGA
This is a messenger RNA of Endocarpon pusillum Z07020, 2037 nucleotides long. RefSeq lists its product as uncharacterized. Lineage: Eukaryota; Fungi; Ascomycota; Eurotiomycetes; Verrucariales; Verrucariaceae. The record is from RefSeq and is a predicted model, not a curated record. Bases 1 to 2037 code for a protein of 678 amino acids. Gene Ontology annotation, cellular component: cytoplasm. Gene Ontology annotation, molecular function: guanyl-nucleotide exchange factor activity; protein binding. The transcript has a single exon.